This is a messenger RNA of Metarhizium album ARSEF 1941, 1530 nucleotides long. RefSeq lists its product as uncharacterized. The record is from RefSeq and is a predicted model, not a curated record. The coding region runs from base 1 to 1530 and encodes 509 amino acids. NCBI's taxonomy places the organism in Eukaryota, Fungi, Ascomycota, Sordariomycetes, Hypocreales, Clavicipitaceae. The transcript has 4 exons.
AUGGGCCACAAUCCAGGGCAGCAGGCUGCCCAGAAGGGCCGCGCAUCGUCGGCGGCAAAAGAUCGAGGCAAGGGACCUCUCGGUAUUCAAAAGCGAAGACGCUCCCGCGCUGUGAAAGCACAAACGUCGCGACGACUCGCUGCCCGGGCCACCGAACAGGAGCAACUGAAUCCUGCUGCCCAUGACAGAUCAUCCCAACGGGCACCUAGUGCGGCUGGCGAACGCGGCACGAAACGACGAAACGACCUACUCAGCCAGACUUCAGGCUCCAUCCAUAAGCGUCCCCGUCCAUCUCCCAGGUCAUGCGGUGCGGAGGAUGCAACCAGCAGACCCGAUAUUCAUCACGCUUACACUGCUGAUACCGCUGAGCCGAUCGACGUUGUUGGGUUUUGGACUCAAGAAAACAAGUGGCCCCAAGAAUACUUUCAACUAGAUAUAGAGCAGUUACUUGCCCAAAAACUAUAUCCAGUGUCUCGUAAUCGCAAGCGGUCAAAUUCUGCUACCUCCACGACGCCUAGCGAUCAGGCACCAAGAGACGAGAAGAGCGCUCUAUAUAGAGACGCACGGUAUGAACUGCUCCUCCAGACUAAAGAAGGAGACCAACUAGUCCCUCAAGACACAGUUUUCGACGACUCUAUUUUUGCGCAUGCAUGCUGCAAUUUACAGAGUAAAAAUGAAGCUAGGGUGAUUCAGGAUAUAUCUCGACUUAUUGUCCCUUCUGCCGAAACUCUAGCUCUUCGUAUCAAAAGUCUUAGGCACCUGCACCUUAUAGAGAGCGUCAAUGAGGGCUGGAAUAACUCGAUGCCACUGACUGGGACUCGCCCGCAACCAGAUUACUCAGUUGGCUUUAAACGCAAAGCCUUUAGCGACCUUCAGCUGGCUAAGCUAUCGCUAUUUAUAGGCGACUUUAUUGGCGGAGAUCAGUCCCUUUUUAUGGCAACUUACUACAUGUAUUUUCCGUCCUUCACAUGCGAGGUAAAGUGCGGCGCUGCUGCGCUAGACGUCGCAGAUCGGCAGAAUGCUCAUAGCACUGCUUUAGCAGUGCGAGCCACUACCAAGCUCUUCCGUGCUGUCAACCGAGAAGAUGAGGUUCACCGACAUAUUCAGGCCUUUUCCAUCUCUCACGAUCACACUUCUGUAAGGAUAUACGGCUACUACCCUGUGCUAGAAGGAAGGGACAGUACUAAGUGCUACCGUCAUUCAAUUCGCAAAUUUGACUUCACGGAAUUGGAUGGUAAAGAAAGGUGGACCGCGUAUCGGUUCACAAAAAACCUAUACGAGCUGUGGGCACCGGCCCAUUUCAAGAGACUCUGCUCAGCCAUUGACCAAUUACCGCUAGACCUUUCAUUGCCGCCAGCAGGAUUCCCACAGGACUCGCAGAGCCAUCAUUUGAUCCGGUCGGAUGGGGACCUGCUUCCGCUUCCCAGUGAGCAUGCAAGUCAAUCCAGCCACGCCAAACCAGAGACGGCUACACCAAGCACAUCAUUCACGGGUUCAGGGGCGGCAACGAAGCGUAGAGGAAAGGAAUAG